UGCAUGAAUGAAAAAUCUUCUAAACAAGACUGUGGACGGUAAACACGGCAGGGUUGAAUCUGGUUGAACCAGGGAAGAUUCAAUGGCUUCGAAAGUAGGCUUAGGACUAGACGACUUUGACUUAGCUGAAUCUAUUCAUGAUAUUGCUAUUUGCCAAUUAACAAACGAUGAUGCCUUUAAAUCUCUAUUUAUAACUCUUGCCCAGAUACUUAAUUCAAGAAACCUGAAUAGCAAAGCAGAUGAGAAACAGAUUGAAAAGAUUUUACAGUGUGUGAUCGCCAUCAGAGAUAGCACUGAUGAUGUUGUCAAUUUUAAGUACAGAGAAAGUCUGAUCACAUCUGUCAGUCAUGUGUAUCUUAGGUCACUUGGCAACAAAAUAUAUGCAAGAAAAACAGAAAAGGUAUUACACAUUGUGAGUAGUUUUUGGCAUACUGAACUCAUGGAUACACUUCUAAGCAAGGUCAGUGACCUUUUGUCCAACCCUCACUUGACCGCUGAACAAAUGAUGAAAGUCUCUGCUGGUCUUGAGGAAAGCAAGCUAUUUAGAGAGGCAGUCAACAAAAACCUUCUUCCUCUUCUCACACACCUCAAUAAUACCUUCGUCAGUAUAUCAGAAUGUGUCUCCUCUCUGCCCCAGGGUGACCAUCCCAGUAAAAUCAAGGAGAGGGACAUCACAGAACAUGUUCCCAAAUCGCUGGGGUCACAUGAUGAUCUGAUUGUCAAAAACACUGGCUACAGUACUACUAGCGGGUCACCUGUAUAUAAUCAUACAGAAUUAUGUUACACCUGUGUAAAGGUGUGUUUACAGGUGUUUCAGUACAUGCCCCAAUCUGUAGCGGUUCUCUUAUGGGAGUCAACAUCAACAGAUCAGUCCUUUUCCUCAAAUCUCAUCAAUAACUUGCAGGCCGUGUUAAGUCGGCGUUAUAGUAAAGAUUGUAAUCUUAUCGCUGGUAGUGCAUUAGCUAUGCUGGUUAACACCAUAGAAACUGUUGAACAAGCUAUGCUGUUGAUCCAACUUCUCUGUGGUGAUUUUCAUGCAGCAGUGAAUAUUGGUAACACCCAAAUCAGUAGCUUGUCACAUGAUCUGCAAGAUGGACCGUAUUCUAAGAUUGCGAUUAUCCGAGGUAUUCUGACUUGCUGUAAGCCACGACUUUUACUGUCAACAGGAGAAAAUGAGGAUUGCAUUCUCUUACACUCCCUGUUCACUGAGGUCGUAUCCUUCUGCCAGCACCCUAACCAUACCAUUCUAUACAAUGCUUUCCAGCUGCUAGUCUACUGGUAUGAGAGUGCCAUAGCUACCCUGGAUCAAUACAUUAGCAGCACACCUGAGUCUGACAGAAAAACAUGUUUUCACAGUGAAUCUCAGUUUGUCAAGAACACCUUGCAACUGAUUUGGGAGAAUUGGCAGAACCCUCUGACUGGCGUGCCAACAUUUGUGAAGACGACCUUUAGCCUCUUGCUAGAAAUUCAUCAUAAAGAAAACCAGUUAUUUAUGAUACCUUCAUCUGAACUUUACAGCUCACUAGUAAGCCACCUCCUCCAAAUUUCUUGGCAUGUGAAAGGGAAAUAUGCCCUGCUUGGAAGCCUUGUACCGUAUAUUCGAGCCUUGAACCUCUUAUCAAGUCACCCUACUCUACCGAGACAAUUGGUAAGAGGCCUAGCAACAAAUUUCCUUGCUUCUUCUGUCUCAGACCUGCACAGGGUUUUACUCCAGAACAUGAAGAAAGAGAUUGAGCAAGGAGGGACAGAGGUAGAUAGCGAGGACGGAGAUGCUGCUCUGAGGUGGAAGCGAAUCUGGGGAGAUUGUGUACUAGAUGUAUUGUGCAGUGAGCAUCAAUUAAUAAGAUUUCAUGGAGCACAGUUCUGGUUGCCAUGGAUUCUGAAAUGUUUUCCUGGUGUAUACAACUUGCUGAUGGCAUCUUUGGACAUGAACACAAUGCCUUCUUCAUCUACAUUAUCAUUAAAACAUCGCUUGCAUGCACUGAUGAUGGUGAUGGCCCAAGCAAGACUAUGUGACAUUAUCAAAUUUACUACUAUUGAAGAAAAUAUUCCGCUAAUACGUAUAGCGUUGGAACAUGUCGAUGAUGACAUUCGUCUAAGCGCUCUCGCUUUGGUUUGUAACUCACCAAAAAGAGCCGAACCAUUGCAACAGAUUGAACUAGAUAUGCUCUACCGAUUCUUGCCACUAAAUUUUAACUGCGAUGGCGCAAGUUUCAGACAGAAAAUGUGUGCGUACAUAAAGGCAAUAAUCACUCGAAUACGUGACAGCUGUUUAGGCUCUUUGAAAAUGCUAAAUCGCAAGAAACCAGAUGUGGUGCAGAAGGCAGAUGAACAAGAUGCACCUAAGAGUAUCCUUCAAUCUGGGAUAACCUUCCUUGAUUGGCUACUGCAAAAGCUUAUGGAAUCGCUAUUUCCCGGUGCAUGUUAUCAACGAAAGAGGGCGGUGUUAGGAUUGCUUGCAAUAUUGUAUGAGGUUAUGCUUUCAAAAUGGCAGUGCAAUAAAAAGAAAGGUCAAACGCCAGAAUCAGCCGGAACACUUAUAACAUGGGCCCAUCAAAACAACAAAUGCCAUUUUAUAUGUGAAAGAUAUUGUUACUUGCUUCUUGAUAAUCUUCUAGACGGAUCAAAUGACAAUCGUGACCUGGCUUAUAAAAUCCUGUCGGAGUAUUUUCCAUGGCCAUUGCCAGGAUUAAAGGUGGUAUCAGGCAUGGAAGUGAACCGUGUGCUAUCAGAUGGUCUGCAAUUAAUUUGUAGCCCUAAAUCACCUGAAUGCGAGGCAGGCUCUAAGCUUUGUGUGUUGGUAUUUCAGAGGCAUAUUCUAGAAGGCAAGGAUCUUCCUUCAAGACUUGUUGGAGCAUUCAAAACCCUUAAAAUUGAGGUUCUGACGGAAGGUCCCAAUGGAGCAUUACCUUUCCUGAAACAGAUUACAGAGAGCUUAGUUUACCAGCACAAAUGCUGCGCCCAGAACAUCUUGUAUGGCUCUUUCAUUACCCCAAUGCAUGGCUUACUUCUCACCAUCCGUAAGUGUCUAAGCAUCAAUGUUCCCACUCUUCAAGAGAUCAUGCAAUCAGACCGAGAUGGCUGGAUGACUUGGAUCACCAAUCUCAUAGCAACUGCAUCUGACAUCGUCAGCUUAGCAAUGUCAACAUUGAGUAGUCCUAUAGGAGGAACAGUAGAAACAGAGCUGUCUCCAUCAUUUGCCGAUAUGGGUGAAGGAAUUGAUGAUCUCAUCCAGAAAAUAAAAAAAUGCCAGAUAGAAGGGCAGCAGGAGGAGGAGGCCAAGAUACUUAGUAACUUUGAAACUGGGGAGGAAAACCCUUCAAUGUCGGCUAGCCAUCAACUUAUCUUGGCAUGUUGCUGGUUAAAUUUAAAGGAAGUUAGUUUGUUACUUGGAGAUCUGUCACAAUGUGUUCCUUUUAAAGCAGAAUCUGAACAUGGUCUUUUGACCACAAGCCAACUCCAGAUGAUGACAGACAUAUUUAUUAGUAUCCUAACAAAAUGCAGACAUAGAGGUGCCAUUGAAGGCUGCAAUCUAGGCUUCUCAAAGCUAUGUGCAUCCCUCCUUGCUAGUCCAUCUCAUGAGUUGUCAACCAUUCCAAAGGGGUUGCUCCGAGAUCUGAUUCUUAUGAUUACAAAUGAGGGAUCCACGUCAUCUUUUACUAAGAAAAGCGCAGGAUUACCUUUGGUGCUGGAAGCUGUGAUCAACAGUGAGCCAAAAGGCAGGGAGAAAAGUCUACUUCGGUUUACCAUGACCUCACUACUUGAUAUAGCACAGCAACCUGAACCAGUUGAACAUGACCCGAAACUUGACCUCCCACAAUGCCAUGCAUUAAAUAUGUUGAAAGCUUUGUUCAGAAGUUCCGCAAUCAAUGAUGAUGUCAUGCCAUACACGUCCAAGUCUGUGACCAUUGCUAUUCAUGGAUUUGCUUCAAAACAUUUUUCAAUAAGAAAUGGGUCUAUGUUACUAUUUGGUUCUCUUGUUGCCAGGAUGUUUGGUCAGAAGCGUGUCCAAGAUGAGCAUUCACGUGUCAAUUCAAUGACAGCACGUGAGUUCUUUGUACACUACCCUGAGCUGCAAAGCUUCCUUCUUCAAGAGAUUUGUAAAUGCGUCGACCAGCAAGUGGCUGGAAGGCAGAACCUACACCCUAGCCUCUUCCCUGUUUUGAUCAUUUUAUCUAAGCUAGGCUGUGGCUUGCAAACUGGAGAAACAAGUGAUCUCAACAAGUUCAUGCAACCAGUGAUGCAAUUAUGUGCAAGUCCUGUCUAUCAAGUGCGAGCCCUUGCUGCGGAAGCACUCGUGCCAUUGGUAGCAGAGGAUAAGAUGCUGACGCAAGCAGCAUGUAUCAUCGACUCAUUGCCAGGAAACAGGCAAGAGGCUAACUCACAAAAUCAACUACACGGUCAGCUGUUACAAAUCCAGAAAUUGUUCAGUGCACAUAAGGACAACACUGUAGGGUUACCUCCAUCAUUAGAAGCAUACGAUACCUGUAGACAUCUGUGUGCAUUUCAGUGGAUAGGCUGUGGAGAAAACAAUUGCCCCCUCACGAGGGCAGUCUACAUAGAUACAACUACAAAGCUUCUUGCAUGGCUUGUGACUGAUAAGACAAACUCCGACACAAGGAGCCUAGCAGACGACAGCUGUAAAAUGACCAAGUGCUACCUCUCUUUACAACAUCCACAGCAGAUUGCAGGUACUUUUCUAGCCAGAUCAGUGGUUGAGUCAUUGCUGUCAUUAAAUCAAUCUCAGAUGCUAGAGAAUGUACAACUUAUGUUGAAAUCCAGAUCACCUGACAUCAUGGUACCAGCCCAGAGAUUCCUGGUGGAAAAGCUACAGGAUGGCACUCCACCUAACAUUCAGUUCCAUAGCCCAUUUAUACUAGACUUGUUUGAAUUGAUCAGCACUGAGUCAGAUCGUACUUGCCUGGAGUACGGUCUGAGACUGUUCACUGAAGUGUCAAAGGCAUGCGAUUACCAGCUCCAUGAUGAUUGGCUGAGUCAUUGGGAUAAUCUGCUGAAAUUAGCCAGUGGCAUGCAAGGUGUGAGUGUCGCCUGUGCAGCUCUACCUGCACUUGGAAUUAUUGUAAAGGGAAUCCUAAAUGAAGGCAUCAUAAGAUGUGACAUCCCAGCAUUCUGUAGGCUCUUGAUGGCCAACAGUAAACCAACCAUGUCAGAGUCAAGUCGCCUCGCAGUUGCUUCAGCUCUGCAGAUUGUUGGUGCAGAUAUCUUAAAUGAGUUCCAGCGUAUAAAGAAUGAGAAAGAGGUGGUUCGUGUAAUGGGCAUAUUCACUGCUGCCUUGCUCCUCCUACAAGAUGAACAAAGUGAAAUUCGAUGUGAAGCUACUAGAUUUGUAAGCCAGCUCUCAGUGGAAACCACAGACAAAGAUGUUGGGCCUAUCCAGCCUAGUUAUGCCUUACAGGUGUUAAUAAAAUACAUCUGUGAUAAUUUCAAGUGGUCUAGUGUUUGUCUGUCUGAUUUGUGUAGGAAAUUGUCUGGAAGCAGUUCAAUUGAAAUUGAAAUAAAAAAUCAGCAAACAGUAUGGAAUUUGAAUUUAUUUGAACAAGAAGACGCCAAUAUUUAUGAAGAGCCUUCUCAACUCGCUACAUUUCUCCAUAAUCAGCUUUUGAUUUUUGUUGAAUCAUUAUCGGAGGAAAAUCCAGAAGCUGUGAUGAGUUGGAUUGUAAACCAGUUACAUGAGGCCGAAUAUCAAAUGAGCUGCUUGGUCAAACAACUCAAUGCAAAGGUUUCAACAUGUAANUUUUUUUGGUGUGUCUGGUUUCCGUAAGCCUUACUUUUUGAUUCUACGCAAGUUGCUCUAUGUACACCUCCUGGUGACUGCUACCAGUUUCUUGAGUGAUGGCGCAAGAAUUGAUUUGGCCGAACUUCAUAUAGCAGUUUCAAACUUGCUAAAGAUUCAGGAGCUUCAUCCUCAUCUUCAAGAUCAGCUGACAACUAUCAUGAAGUUAACACAACCCAACAAGAUGGAGAAAUAACAGAAAGAAUGUUACACGUGGAAUAACUGCAUAAAACCCUUACUUACUUUCUAUUGUGUUACAACAGGAUUAAUAACAGUCAUUUAGAACUGUUUAAUCGAUAAUAAACCAAGCACAAUUUUAUGUAAACUUACUGCGAGCUUUCGUCGAUGCUAUCAACAUGACUCAAUUAGCAAACCAUAUGAGACUAUUUGAUUAUUUAUGAAGGAAUCAUUAUAAUGCCAAAUUCAAAAAGAGUGUAUUAAUGAAGCUAUCAGCACCUAGACAGUUGAUAUUAAAGACUGAUAUGAUAUACAGUGCCUGCCAAUGCAGUUCUGUUGUACUCCCAGUCACACACAGUGUCAACAGUCAUUGUCUGAAACGAUUCCAUGAAAAAAACAUCGCAACUACUGUAGGAACGUGCAACAAAUCGUUUUUAAUACCUUAGUUUGUACCUUGUAGCUGUUGCUUCCAAAACAUCCACCAGGGAUUAUAACUGGAAGUUUGACGAGAGUGAAGCAUUGUUUAAUGUAAUUUAAGGUUUUAAUGUAAAUUAUUACUUAGUUGAUGAUCACUAAGCAGUAAUCAGCAGAAGGUGUCACAUCAUCAAUCGCUCACAUAGGGCACAGAUGGAUUUGGUUGUACAACCCCCAUACAACGCAGUGCAUGCUUACAAAGAACUUAACUAGCAGAAGAAUGAGUUCUUCCGGGUAUUUGCAUUAAAAUUGAUGGAACAUCCGCCUUCCCGCAAGCGGGGUAAAGUUUGACCAUUUGACAAAGUGGAGAAACUACAGGAAACAAACAGACCUGAACGGCGCCUUUAUUAUUGAUAUAUAGCGCCACCGCGCGGACGGGGUAGAAUUGCUCUCCGUUCUCCCACAAUGCAUUUCGACUGAAUGUUCCAAUGUGAAGCUGCUCUAUCUUCUGCUAUUUGUUAUCUUUGAUGCCCAGCUUUUAAGACAACAGAUUUGAAGCCUAAAAUUAUUGUUAAUAUUAAUAAUAAUAUAUUAUAUUAUUAAUUUUAGUUUAUUAUGCACAGCAGACAAUCUUCUACGUAAAGAAGAGAUUUCUUUAUGUUUAUUCAAAAAACGUAAAUAAUUGAGAUUUAAAGUAAAUGUAUAAUAAAUUAAUCAUUCCUGGUUGAAUAACCAGAAGGUUUGUGCUGGGGACCUCCGGCAGCCGGGGUGCAAUGUGACAUUGAUAAUAAUAUGACAUGGUAUAUUAUGAUAUAUAUGAAAUAACUUUUGAAGGUUCACAUUUGAAAACUAUUAAAAAAAUGUAUUUAGCUAA
This is a messenger RNA of Anneissia japonica, 7259 nucleotides long. RefSeq names its product thyroid adenoma-associated protein-like. The record is from RefSeq and is a predicted model, not a curated record. The transcript has 28 exons. Gene Ontology annotation, biological process: tRNA methylation. NCBI's taxonomy places the organism in Eukaryota, Metazoa, Echinodermata, Crinoidea, Comatulida, Comatulidae. Gene Ontology annotation, cellular component: cytosol. Bases 83 to 5782 code for a protein of 1899 amino acids.